CACCCCGUAUGCACCUCCCUUUUCAUGCUUGUUAUUUUGUCACUAUUGACUGCAUGCUUCUUAUGAUCUAUAUCAAAAACGUUUUUCUUGAUCGUAUUAAAUGUCCAACUAUAACAAACUCUUCAAAGUUCAGACCUUUUUUGAUCAUUAGUUCAUUACUCUAAAUGUGGGUUAUAAGUUUGUGAGGUUUAGUAGCUGUUUUUGCCUUAAUUGUUAUUGAUGGUCAAUCAUUGAGGUCGUUGCUUUGCUCAAUUGAUCUUGAAUGUGCUCAAGUUUAGGUUCUUGGUGUAAUUAUUAAAGUUAUCAUGUUUUGCUAUACUUGCUUCCUGUCCUCCUCUGGUUCCAUACACAUACAACCUCCCACCUUUUGUUCAUGCCAGUGACAUGAAGCCAGUUUUUUUAAGGGCGCGCCACAUGUUUGUUGAAAUCUCUCAAAUGGAAAGCAAUUCAAGUUUCAGAACCCAAAAGCACUUGCUUUUAAUGUUCUUGGUUUCUGUAAUUUGCAGCCUCACUGAAUCACUUAAUCAGGAAGGAGUCACCCUUUUGGAGUUCAAAAGCUCCCUUAUGGACCCUGACAACAAUCUCCAGAGUUGGAAUUCUUCUGGUUUGAACCCUUGCAAUUGGGUUGGUAUAACUUGCAAUGAAUAUAACAGUGUAACUUCUGUGCAUCUUCAUGGCCUCAAUCUGACUGGAAACUUAUCUUCAACCGUCUGCCAGCUUCCCUCUUUGACUGAACUCAACGUCUCUGCAAAUUCAAUUUCUGGUAAUAUUCCUGAAUUUGUGCAUUGCCAAAAUCUUGAGGUGUUAGACCUAUGCACCAACAAAUUCCGUGAUAGUUUCCCUUCCCGAUUGUCUUAUAUGAUCUACCUUAGAAAGCUUUACUUGUGUGAGAAUGAUUUAUAUGGAGAAGUCGGCGAAGAGAUCGGAAACAUAACUCUCCUAGAGGAGCUUGUAAUCUACAGUAAUAAUCUCACUGGAAGGAUUCCAAAAUCGAUUGGUAAACUGAAAAGGCUUAGGUUUAUCAGGGCAGGCAAAAAUUAUUUUUCAGGUCCAGUUCCUGCCGACCUGGGUGAAUGUGAGGCUUUACAAGUGCUUGGGUUGGCAGAGAAUAGGCUAGAGGGAUCUUUUCCUGUGGCACUUCAAAGGCUUGAUAGUCUCACUACCUUGAUCCUCCGUUCGAACUCUCUGUCGGGAGUGAUUCCUACUGAAAUAGGGAAUUUCAGUAACUUGGAAUCACUUGCACUGCAUGAUAAUUCAUUCACUGGACCCCUUCCAAGAGAGAUAGGAAAAUUAACAAAGCUGAAAUGGUUCUACAUAUACAGAAACCAUUUGAAUGGAAGAAUUCCAUGGGAAAUUGGGAAUUGUUCUGGUGUUAUUUCGAUUGAUUUUUCUGAAAAUCUCUUCACUGGGAAUAUUCCGAAAUCAAUGGGUCAACUUUCUAAUCUCCAGCUGCUUUAUCUUUUUGAAAACCUCCUGCAUGGAAAUAUCCCAAGAGAACUUGGAGAAUUAAAGGAACUUCGUAAGUUGGAUUUGUCGAUAAACAAUUUGACUGGUACGAUUCCUUUGGGGUUUCAGAAUCUUGAAUUCUUGGAAAAUAUCCAACUUUUUGACAAUCAUCUUGAAGGAACUAUCCCGCCAUUACUUGGGCUGAAAUCCAACCUGUCUGUUCUCGUCCUGUCUAGCAACAAUCUAACAGGAAGCAUCCCUCCAAAACUUUGUUGGUCCCAUAAACUGAGAAUACUUAGCCUGGGUUCAAAUAAGUUGUCUGGAAACAUACCGCACAGCCUAAAAACCUGCAAGUCUCUUCAGCAGCUGAUGCUAGGAGGUAACCUGCUAACCGGCACUCUUUCUACUGAGCUGUGCAAACUUCAGAACCUUUCUGCUAUUGAGCUCUAUCAGAACCGGUUCACUGGACCUUUACCCUCAGAUAUUGGUAACAUUAGUAGGUUACAAAGAUUUCUCCUGUCAGAAAAUUAUUUCUUUGGGCUUAUCCCUCCUGAGAUAGGGAAACUUGUUAGGCUUGUUACUUUCAAUGUCUCUUCAAACAGAUUAUCUGGUGGAAUUCCUCGUGAGUUGGGUGGUUGUAUCAAGCUCCAGAGGCUUGAUCUUAGCAAUAACUGGUUUACCGGAAACUUCCCUGAUGCACUAGGCAUGUUAGUGAAUUUAGAAUUGCUAAAGCUAUCAGACAACAGAUUAAAUGGGAAUAUUCCACAUACAUUGGGAAAACUUGUAAGACUCACUGAACUGCAAAUGGGUGGAAAUUUAUUUUCUGGCGAAAUCCCUAUUGAGCUUGGUCAACUCAUAGCACUUCAAAUUUCUUUGAAUAUUAGCCAUAACGCUCUCACUGGAUCAAUUCCUGGAAAUUUGGGGAACUUGCAGAUGCUUGAGUCACUAUACUUGAAUGACAAUCAACUCACCGGUGACAUUCCUGGUUCAAUAGGUGACUUGAAGAGUCUAAGCGUUUGCAACCUCUCUAACAAUAACCUGAUAGGAGUAGUGCCAAACACAACCAACUUUCGGAAAAUGGACUCCAGUAACUUUGAUGGAAAUAUAGGUUUAUGCACAUUGGAUUCGCCUAUUUGCUUCCAUUCCCCAACUCCAAUAACAGCUCUUAAUUCAAGUUGGAUGGAGAAAGUUACGUACAGAGAGAAAAUAAUUAUCAUUUGCUCAGGAGUUGUUGGACUUGUGUCUUUGAUCUUCAUUGCCGGUGUAUGUUGGAUGAUGAAGAGCCAUACAAGAGCCAUUGUUAUAGUAGACAAUCGAGUGGACACUGAUUCCAUGAAUGAUUAUCACAUUCUCCGGAAAAAAUACACUUUUCAGGACUUUGUCACAGCCACUGAAGGUUUUUCAGAAGAUGCUAUUAUAGGAAGAGGAGCCUGUGGUGUUGUCUACAAGGCUGUAAUGAAUGAUGGAGAAGUGAUUGCUGUUAAAAAACUAAAAUCUGGAGGAGGAGGAGGAGGAGGAGGAAACAUAGAGAGCAGCUUCACUGCAGAACUAACAACACUUGGAAAUAUUAAUCAUAGAAAUAUUGUGAAACUCUAUGGCUACUGUUACCACCAAGACUCUAAUCUUCUCUUGUAUGAGUAUAUGGAAAGUGGAAGUCUGGGAGAGAUUCUUCAUGGGAAUAAAGCAAACUGUAUACUGAACUGGAAUGAGCGGUACAAGAUUGCUCUUGGAGCAGCUGAGGGUCUAUGUUACCUCCACCAUGAUUGUAAGCCACGGAUCAUCCACCGUGACAUAAAAUCAAACAAUAUUUUAUUGGAUCAUACGCUUGAGGCACAUGUUGGUGACUUCGGGUUGGCAAAGCUAAUUGACAUGCCAUACUCAAAAUCAAUGUCAUCUGUAGCUGGUUCAUAUGGCUAUAUUGCACCCGAAUAUGCUUACACAUUGAAAGUCACAGAGAAAUCUGAUAUAUAUAGUUUUGGAGUUGUUCUGCUGGAACUAGUUACUGGAGGAUCUCCAGUUGAGCACAUUGAGCGAGGUGGAGAUCUAGUGAGUUGGGUGAGAAGAGCAGUUCAUGGAGGGGUUUCUAUCUCUGAUAUACUUGACAAACGGCUUGAUCCUCUUCUAGGAAGAACAAUGGAGGAGAUGACUUUGGUUCUCAAGAUCGCAUUAUUCUGUACUAAUAUAUCUCCUCUCAACAGACCAACAAUGAGGCAAGUAGUUGCAAUGCUGCUUGAUGUCAGGGAAGCAACGAGCAAUUCGUUGCCUUCUCCAUCAUCAGAAACUCCGUUAGAUGAUGAUGACCAAUCUAAUAUUAAGAGUGGUGCAACUAAUCCUAAGCAGUAAGCACAGCAGUUAGUUAAGCUGCAUCUUACCUCUAACUAGCUACUUCUCAGAGAUCCAUUGGUUUCGCAUAGAAGAUAAAUAUCAAGAGCAGAUACUGUGGUAUCUAUCUAUACACAUGCUCUAAGGUGUGACCUGAUUAUAUUCUUUUCACCUAAUGAUAUCCAAGAUUCGGAGUUACAGAAUACUUGAAGUCACUAGAUCAAGUUCAUCUGGCAAAGGUGAACUUGCACAUAGCAAGCAUUUCACACAUAGUUGAGUGCAUGUACAUAUGUUUGACAUCCAAUGUUAAGUUUGUAAGCAUAUCAUUGAAUCUUGUAUUUUUUUUCUUUUCAACCACCGAUGAAUAUUUGUAGCCUCAUCUUUGCGGUUUCAUGUUUCUCAUUUACGGCUUUCCGCAAUGCAUAUUUAUGUUUCUAUGAUUUUGUAGACUCAUAUAUUGUGGCAUGACCAAUGCUUCAUAGAGAUGUCUGCACUCUGAAUACAUACUUUUCAAGUGUAUGUUUAUAUUC
Molecule: messenger RNA, 4298 nt
Organism: Cuscuta europaea
Lineage: Eukaryota; Viridiplantae; Streptophyta; Magnoliopsida; Solanales; Convolvulaceae
Source: the annotation of a GenBank genome assembly